Molecule: messenger RNA, 1416 nt
Organism: Ostreococcus tauri
Lineage: Eukaryota; Viridiplantae; Chlorophyta; Mamiellophyceae; Mamiellales; Bathycoccaceae
Product: Nucleotide-diphospho-sugar transferase
Exons: 1
Coding region: 1-1416 (471 amino acids)
Cellular component (GO): Golgi apparatus
Molecular function (GO): glycosyltransferase activity
Source: RefSeq, a predicted model, not a curated record
AUGCCCGACCCCGAUCGCGCCCCGCUCGGGCCGCGCGCGGGCGAGCGCGCGUACGGCGCGGGCGAUCCAUCGUGGACGCGCGACGGCGGUGUGAAUGGUGUUGCGCGCGAUGACGACGUCGUGCUCGCGCGGGAGCGACGGAAAGCGACCCGGGUGCGCGGGAAAGGGACGCUGUAUAUGUUUGUCGUCGUCGCGUGCGCGAGCGUGGGCGCGGUGGGGCGAUUGGGUCGUUCGGGGGGGGCGACGCGGCGCGGCGCGUUGGGACUCGGGCGCGACGGAGGCGCGCUGCCGGCGAAUUUCUUCGGUGAGAUGGGGGGGGGGGUGGACGAUCGGGUAGGGUCUGGGGGGGUGCGAGCGUCGACGUCGGCGUCGACGGGUGCGCUCGCGGCGAUGCGUAACGACGCCCGGCUCGGGGUUCCGGGUCUGGCGGCGCACGUCGCAGAGAGACGCGACCCGGAGAGCGACGACGCGAGAAUUUUAGUCCUGACGAAGCCGUUCGAGUGGGGGAUGACGUAUUUACAAAUAGCGAGCGUUAAGAGAUGGGCGCCGAAGUUGCUGCCGCACAUCACGGUGCUGACGUACGACGAGGCGACGCAAAAGUCGUGCGAGGCGCACCGCGGGGUGGAUUGUUUCUUCGACACAGAUUUCGUUCGACAGUUCGGAGCGAACGUGAACGACGGUAAGGCUAGGGAUGCGAUGUCGUGGCGUAAGGUGCACGCCGCGCUGGAGCUCCUCAGGGCGAAGGUUUCCGUGGUUAUUUUAGAUUCAGACACGGUGUUCCUCUCCGAUCCCACCGAGGCGUGGACGAACGCGUUGGAGAAGUACGAUGUCAUCGUGAGCUCGGACGUCGGUGACGAGCGUGAGGCGCAGGGAAACAUGAACACAAAAAUGGUGAUCUUCCCCGCGAGCGCGCGGAGCGAGGAGAUUUGUGAAAAAUGGCUCGAAGGUGAAUCGCGUUUGGUGUCAAACGUCAAUUUCGGAGAGUACCCAGAGCAGUCCUUCUGGAAUUACGUCCUCGUCCCUACGAACGCGGGGAGGUAUCACAUCCACGCCAUGAGCACGGCGGAGUCUAGUAACUUCAUUACCGCCGCCGCAGGCGCAGACGGGACGUUUCCUGGCACUCACACCGUCACCGCCUCGUACUGCGGCGACACUGAGGACAAGGAACAAUUUCUCCAGCACAUCCUCGAGACCAAGCAUAACGCCGAGGCCAAGCUCGGGAUCGGACCGAAAUCCGUCACCGAUCCCUCUAACACCGCCUUACCGCUGCAUUCGGCCACGGACUUCGACCACGACGGCGUCGCCGACGCCGCCGCGUUUCCGCACCCAGACCUCAAAUGCGACCACGUCAAGCGCAGGCUCGUGGCGGAGAAGCGUUUCGCCGUCACGUCCGAUCGACACAUCACGUGGACGUGA